This is a messenger RNA of Nylanderia fulva, 6197 nucleotides long. RefSeq lists its product as uncharacterized. Gene Ontology annotation, cellular component: nucleus. Lineage: Eukaryota; Metazoa; Arthropoda; Insecta; Hymenoptera; Formicidae. Gene Ontology annotation, molecular function: protein binding. The record is from RefSeq and is a predicted model, not a curated record. Gene Ontology annotation, biological process: regulation of gene expression.
GGGAGGGGGCGGCAGACGGCGGCGAGCAUAAAGAGGAUAGGAUAAUAUCGGUGCGCGUCCUCCUAGCGGAGGUGCCCUUUCGGAGGGGCCCGUAUACGCUCUCUCUCUCUCUGUCUCUCUCUUCUCUCACACACACUCACACUCUCUCUCUCUCUCUCUUUCUUCCUCCGUCUCGUUCCCUAUCUCACCCUCGCAGCCGAUCCGCUCGCGGCCGAAUCUGUACGAUAUGUAGUUAUGCCGAAGAAGGGCACGCGGCGUGUGAGGGAGCCGGGGAACACGAGAAGCGUCCAGCAGCAGCAUCAUCAUCAUCAUCGGCAUCAACCGCACGGAAGUGCGGCGGCGAUCGUUCCGGAAGUGGCCGAGCAGCACCAUCGCGGCGUAAACAUCGGGCCGACGUGCGGCAAGCGUUGGCAAUCCCUGAAGAGACGGCUGGGUCUGACGACGGACGAGGAUGUCGCGGUCUAUCUGCUGGAUCUCGCCGACUCCGUCGGCGCCACCAGGCAAGACGCCAAAUGCAACGGAGCGGAGAACUGGAAGGCGAAUCAGGUCGCAGAAGGUCACACUAAGGGGACUGUCAAGGUCGAGGCCGCAGACGAGGAAGAGGAGAAGGAGGAGCCUGCUUGCGGUGGACAGGAUGCCCCCGACUCGGACCCGCUCAAGAUGCGCGAGCCUUCUUCCGGUACAAUAAGCGGGACGGUGUCGUCGAAGGUGUUGAACGACGCGAUCAAGCUGCACGUGCGACGAAGCUCGAGGUCGAAGCAUCACAAGAGCAAGACGCGGCAUCACAAGGACAAGCGGAAGAGACGGCGACACUCGAAGAACGAGGAGAUCGCAGCGGAAUGCGUCAACGAGAACGCGUUGGAACAACAUGUCGGGCAGAACUGUACUCCGGUAAUAGAAAGCAAGGACUCGCGCGAUUGCGAGACCACGACGACGACGACGACGACGACGACGGUGAUAGUCAGUGAGUUAGACUCUAAAUUAAAACUAGACAUAAGCUUCGGAAUCAACGCGGAGGAUCCCCUUGAUUCCAUCACGACGAAGACUGAAUACGUAGAUAGCGUAAGGUUUAACGAUGUAAAUAAUACUGCGAAUAACGAUGCCAGAAACGACGUCGACGAUGAUGCGUCCGGCGAUCCGGCGAGGGAUCCCUUGGAGGACGAUAGAGUCCCUCAGCUGCACUUCAACGACGCUACGUCGUCGUCCUCGGCCAUUUUAAAACGCGAGUGCAAAGCUGAGGAUUUAAACGAGGACGUGGACUAUCUGUUGAACCCGGAAUCCAGUAUCGGGGAUAUCGUAGUGGCGCAAGCCGCAGAGAUUCCCGAAGAAGAGACCUCGAAAUCUCAAGACAAGACCGAACACGAGGACGCGACUCCCUUCUACGAAGCGUCGCAGAAGGACGACGAGCCCAAGAAGGCGGAGGAGGAUCGCAAACAGAGGAGGAGACGGAAGCGACCGCGCCACGACGAGCAAGCUGGCAAGAAUGCCUCGGCGAAGGACAGCGCUUCCGGAGGCAAGGUUCCGGACGCGGCGACGACGUCCAAGCAUCGGCGGAAGAAGCACAAACACGGGAACGAGCACAAGACCAAAAGGCACCACGACGUGCGAAAGGCGCCGCAGGACGGUAUCGUCCAGGAGGAGACCCAGGCCGUGAGGCGCAGGUCGCCCGAGGCCGAGCCGCCCUCGUCGACCGUGGGACCGGCUGGGAAGGUCGCCGAGAAGCCGGACGCGGUUCUGUCGGAGCCGCAAAGGCUAGCGAUCAAGAUCAAGCUCUGCCAAGAGUGCGAGGUGCCCCACCUGCAGGACGUCUGCCCUUUCACGGAGCCUCUUCACACGAUAGCCGACGCGAUCGCGUACGAGGACUGGCUGAGCAUGCACAAGCAGAAUCCCGAGGUGACGAAGGCCCUCAAGUCCGAGGAUCCCAUGUCCGAGGGUUAUGGAAGAUUGGCGGACGACGGCUUCGAAUCGGACGGCGACGAGUCUCUGGCCGCUAACGAGCAGUGCAAGACCAAGUCGAAGGCGCAGAGGGAGGAGAAGCAGUUGCUGGUGGACGCCGAGCGUCCUCUGUACGCGAGAGACUCCCUGCCGGACUGUCUGGAGCUGAAGAUCGCGAAUACCGAUCACGGCCUGAGCAUCUACGCCAGGAAACCGAUUCCGAUACGCGCCAAAUUGGGUCCCAUCGUCGGCAGCUCGGUGAAGGAGAUGGACAUCCCGGACGACUUCUCCAUGCGACACAUUUGGGAGAUAGAUCAUAAUGGGAAGAGUGUAUUUAUCAGUACUACAGAUCCGUUAAAGAGCAAUUGGAUGCGAUACCUCAGACCGGCAGAGACGAAGGAGAAGAGGAACGUCGCGAUGCUGACGACGAAGCAAGGUCAACUGUACUUUGUCACGACACAGAAUAUUCUGUCCGGGGUGGAGCUUACUUAUUGGUCGGACUCGCAAUCUUCCGCCUGGACGAGGAAGAAUAAAAUAGACAAGACAAAUUGUGGAGGAUGCAACCUUAAUUUUGCUCAUCCAAUAUAUUACCGAUUGCAUUGUUGCGUCUUUCAUGACAUGAAUUACAGUUUGACCAUAAGGAAAUAUCACUGCAAGGUUUGCGGCGCCGCUGUUCUCGGCAAGGACAAUAUCAUGAAGCACGCAGCGGAGUUGCACGGAGGUCGCGGCGCGUAUCAGUGUCAAUACUGCAAAAAGUUCUUCUUAAGACUGAAUUACUUGGAGAUGCAUAGAACUUACGGAUGCGCGCAGAAUCCGCAACGUUCGCGACCGCUCUGCGACUUCUGCGGUCGCAAAUUUUGUCAGCCGCAGAAACUCAAAGUGCACAUCAAAAGAAUGCACAGCGAAAUGUCCGAAGUGCUCAGGGAAUUUCAAUGUAAAUCGUGCUUGAAACUCUUGGGUUCGCGCGCGGCUCUGCAACGGCACAUGAAGGAGGUUCACCACAAAGACGUCGUCGCCGCGGCCACGUGUGAUCGUUGCGGAAAGAUGUUCCAGAACAAGAGCAACUUGAAGAUACACAUGCUGACUCACAGCGGCGUGAAACCGUUCAAAUGCAAAGAGAACAGCUGUAAGGCGGCUUUCACAACGAAACAGUGUCUGCAGUUUCACUACAAGAAGGUGCACGGCCUUACGGAAGAGAUGAUGCCCAAGAUCGAAAGAUCCGUGGCGUACACCUUCGACGCUUACAGCGGUGGGCUUGUCGAGGACGGUGGAAGAACCAGUCACGCCAGCAGAAGGAAUUCACAGGAUAACAGCAACAGUUUACCGUCCCUGGACGACUGCAGCUCGGAGAGCAGCUUGAAGGUCGAGACGGCGGCGCCGAAUUCCGCUCACAACGCCAUCAUGGAUUCAUUCCCUAGCGGGACGAAUACUACUAUAAUCAAGUAUAAGACGGAGCAGCAAGAGUCCCAGGUCCCGAGCCUGUCCGGCAGCCUCGACGUGACAACGACGACGCUGGAGAACGUGCGAACGGAGGUCGACAUAUACGGCACAACGAGGAUCCAGAGCAAGGGCAGCAAGAAGUGGCUGGGCGAGUAUCCGCCGCCUACGUCAUCCGACAUGGCUCAGUUGCAGCCGAUAUCUUCCUCCGAGGUGUACGAUUUCGAGGACGGGAGAAAGGAGGUCGGCAACGAGAAGGUGAUCUCCCGCACAUCGAACCUGGUGAUGGAUAACAAGCUGGGCUUGAGCGUGUAUCGCAGAACCGAGAGCGCGAACGCGAGUCUGCUGGUCGAAGCGGCCUUGGACGCCGCCGAGAGGGAUAUAGGAGCGGUGUCGAGCCCGAUCCUGGAAGAUAACGACCGCGAGGCCCAGCUGUACACCAUCUCGAGCCAGCUGCAGUCGCCGAUGCCGCAGUCCCGGUCGCCGAAUCACAUGGACACGUACAUCCAGCAGCAGGAGGAGCUGAUGUCGCCAGCACCGACAUCCGACGAUCGACACACUCCUCCCGGCCACCUGCACGUGGACUAUCACCUGCACCGACCCACAGUCGACUACAUCAACGUGUCGAGGACGCACAACAUUGAGCAGUACCUGCACCACGAGGAGCUGCCGCGCGUCUCCUCGCCGAAUUACAUCCACCUGCAGCAGGAGGACAUGGUAUCGCCGUCGGCCACGCCGAACCCGCGCUACCAGGACGUGCACCAUCACCAUCACCACCACCAUCACCAUCACCAGGUGCCCACGGACAAUCUGUCGAGCGACGAGGGCGACUCGGUGGCGCAAAAUCUUAGUCUCUCCGUGAAGGAGAAGGCGCUGCAGCUCGACCUGUCGACGUCCUACAAGUAUGACUCGCUCGGCGAGCAGGACUUCGCUCGGGAGAGAUCCAACUUCGAUCCGCUGAUGCUGAACACCGGCGAGCUCCAGGGUCUGGAUAUGUCGGCCCGGGGUUUCCACCACAACUUCGGCGCCCAAGUGCAGAACACGCGCUACCACCACCACCAUCAUCUCUACGACAUCGGCGAGCGGCAGAGCGUGGACCUCAGCAGAACCGGCAGCUACCCGAUGUCGUCGCCUCCACCGCCGCCUCCGCCGCCGCCAUAUCCGUCGCACAGCGACGUGUUGCGGGUGGUCAGUUUGGAUCUUACCCCGGGCGGCCGGCACAGCGUCGAUCUUAGCCUCUCCAGGUCGCACCACCUCCACGGAUCUGGUACCCGGGUCAUCACCAGCCCGCAACCGGCCGGCUCGGUUGCGACGCACGUAGUACCUGACGCCGGCGAAGGUCCCCGAAUACUCUCCCCGCCCCCACCUCCACCGGGAUACAAUCCCAGUUAUCCAGUCAGUCCGGCCCCCUAUCAUCCUCCGAGACCCGGGUACCAUCACUAUCCAGGUUAUUAUUGAUCCUUGUUGACCUUGCUCAAGGUCAUCGCGGCGAUUCAAGGUUUUUUCAAGGUCAUCGCGGCGAUUCGAGGUUUUUUCGUUAAGUUUUAUUUCGUGUAUUCGCAAACGUGUCUGCAAUUUUUUUUUAUUGUUUAUCAAAAGAAUUUAUAUAUGUAUAUAUUCAGGGUGUUCGCGAAAUAAUUUGGACAAAUUUGUAGGACGAAUAAAAAAAAGUUUAUAUGUAUUACGUACCAUGUAUGAACUUUUUUUACAUGAGGAGUAGGGUUUAGAAAUUUGUUCGAGUUUUUCUUGAACACCCGGUAUAUAGAUGUUGGUGAUUUAAAUUCGCACAUUGUUUUACGUUGUGAUAUGUCCGGAUGAAAGACGGAAACUGCCAUUUUCAUACGUUGUUUAUAAAGUAUAUAGUUCGAAAACGUAAUAUUUUAUUCUCGUAGUCAGUUCAGGUUUUAAAAAUACAGAAAAAACUGUUUACGCGGUGUGAGGAAAAAAGAGCGAUUUCGAAAAAAGCAAAAGUUUUUCGAUUAAAAGAGAUAUUAAUAAAAAAAAAUUAGUGAGUAUCUUAUAAUCAUAAAUGUGAUUAAAUGCGUUUAAAUGCGAUAAAUAUACAGCAAAAGCGUGCAUCCAUGACGUGUUUUAGAGAGGAUGUUAUUUUUUUAAAAAAAAUUAGCCCGAGAAAAAAUUUAUUCCACACGAGAAUGAUGGACCGAAAGACGAGAGUUAAUUUUAAUCUCCGCGUAAUUGUGUAUAGCUGUUAAAUUAUUUAUUCUUUAUUACCUUCCUCUAAUAAGCAGUAUACAUGUAUGCAGAAACAGUAUGAUGUGUAUGAUGAGUAUAUCGUAUAUAUAAUAUAAAUAUAUAGAAUGGUCGUUGCGAAAUUGAAAAAAAGAAAGCAGAGAUACAUCGUGAUCCAGUGCCACGUCCGUCAGUGAUAAGUAAAAUUAUUAAGAAGUUGUUAUUUAGCUCUUAGCUUAUAUAUAUUCUUCUAUUUCGGAUCUAUACUUCAUUCAGAAAUACUCCGUGUGUAUAACGUGGCUUUGGUGAUAAUUGCAGCAUCCCAGAUAGUCUCUGCAAAGACCAUUUUCAAUAUGUAUGUAUAUACAGAGUGGGCCAUUUUUGUUUGACUUCAAGGGAGACACAAGCGAUAUCAAUGAGUUUACAUUUGGCGUCACUUUGAGAAAUUUAAUCAUUUUCUUUAAACAAAAGUUUAUAUUCUAAAGUUUAAAAAAUUAUUAACUCAUGGAAAAAUUAAAAAAAAAAGACACUCAACUAAUAUAUAUAUAUGGUUUUUAUCAACUUUUGCUAAACAAAAAUUAGUUUCUAUUUUCAAAAAAUUUUUCCAAGAUAGCGUCAUUUUUAAGAAAUUCACC